Cylicocyclus nassatus is the source of this 2505-nucleotide messenger RNA. NCBI's taxonomy places the organism in Eukaryota, Metazoa, Nematoda, Chromadorea, Rhabditida, Strongylidae. The record is from the annotation of a GenBank genome assembly.
GAGUCACGUUUCACUUAUCGAAACCAGAAGCAACUUUCCUCAGCUGCCUCGUUCGCGCCAAUUGACUUGCUUCAUCGAGAAGCAAUGUCAAGACCAGAGCAACGUAGAAGAGUGGGUAUAAUAAGCCGUUCUCGUCAACGACAAACACAACGUAAUCCUGCACUUCUGAAUUGGCUGUGGCAUACAGGAAAAAUGACUGCGGCUGUAUUAGCGCCGCAAAGUCCACCACCAUUAUUCCCAGAGACUAUAGAUUUUACUGAAGCAAUAAAGGAUUCUCCAAGGUUUCGAGCGUCCUUAGCGCAGCACACGCAAUACUUCAGUCGAUUGGAGAGCAGAUUGAAUGAGAUGCAAAGACAUGUAGCCAGUAUGAUGGAAUUCAGCAGGAACUACGUAUCGACUUUUUAUAAGCUGACCGUAUCCAUCAAUCAGCUGUGUGAAGAGAACUUCACAGGAAAUUUGAUUGCACAAGAUACAAUUCACACUCUUUCGGAUGCUUGUGGACGCACAGUGUGUCUCAUGAAGGACUUUCACGAACAGUCAUGCACGGCUUUGUAUAGCCAGUUGACAUCUUUUCUUAAAAAUGAUCUUGUGAAGGUUUACGAAGCUCGCUCCCACUUCGACUCCAUGUCGACGAGCAUGGAUGAGGCAUUAUCCAGAAAUGCAUCAUGCACUAGAGCACGUCCAUCGGAUGCUGUAGAUGGCCGCAAUGCUCUUACGGCCGUGGGAGCUUGUUUCGCUCAUACAACUCUCGACUAUGUGGCACAAAUCAAUAUUGCACACGCACAAAAAGAUCACGUAAUAAUUGACGCGCUAUGGUCGUUUAUUCGCGAAACAUCAUCUUUUUUCUCACGUGGACAUGCCAUAUUCGAUGACUGGACUGCUGCUGACAACGGCGCCGUAUCAGAUUCGAUUGCUGCCUUAGCAGCUAAAAGUAGAUUGGUUCAGCGGAAGAUGCAGGAUAUACAUUCGCUAGUGCCAAGGGAGAUGUUCCAACAUUUCUCUGGGAUGCCGCCUGAUCCGGAUGUCAUGAUGGAAGGCUAUCUAUAUAAGAGAUCGUCUAAUGCCUUCAAAACUUGGAACAGACGAUGGUUUCAGAUUAAGGACAAUAAGCUGCUGUAUUCGCAUCGUUCUGCUGAUUCCGAACAACCAACUGUGAUGGAAGAAAAUCUCAUGCUUUGUUUGGUUCGUCCCGCACCAUCAUCUGUCGAUCGAGUUGGAUGCUUUGAACUAGUCACUCCCACAAGAAGUCACCUUCUUCAAGCUGAUUCCGAAGCAUUAUGCAAUGACUGGAUGCGAGCACUACAACGAACAAUUUUGGCUUUGCAUGAGAGCGACGAAGUGGAAAAUCAUCCCACUUCUUCCACGAAAUCGGAGAGUGGAAAAAUGUCGAAUGAUACACCUAAGAAUUCGGUCAAAGUAGGAACUUCUUCUGUCCCUGAUGCUGCGACCACUUUCGAGCAGAUUCGGCGAGUGCCUGGUAACGAAAGAUGUGCUGAUUGUGGUUCUGAACAACCCAAAUGGGUCAGCAUAAAUCUUGGGGUAGUGUUGUGCAUUGAGUGUUCCGGCGUGCAUCGUAGCUUAGGUGUACAAACUUCUAAAGUUCGCUCCUUAACUAUGGAUUCCAUAGAUCCCGAGUUGCGUGAUGUGCUUUUGAGCUUAGGAAACUCACAGGUCAAUGCCAUCUACCUCGCUCACCUCCCUGACAAAGAUAUUGUUCCUCAGCCCGCUGUUGACAACUCCAAUCGUCAGGUUCGCGAGGCAUGGAUAAAAGCCAAAUAUGUGGAGCGGCGAUUUGCCAUCUCAUCCUGCGAGCGUGCUCGAAAUAGUGCGGCUGCUAGAAUGGAGCAUCUUCGGAACAAAAGCAGCCCAUGUGGAGCUGGUACUUCAGUUCAACGUUCAAGUUCCUACUGUGCCUUGGAUGGUGAAGCUUCUCAUCAAACUGAGACUAGCAAAGAGCAAGUAAAUGGACUACGAACAAAUCGGUUAUCCUCCUGUGGAUCUGAUUCCAAUCUUUCCAAGAUCGAAGCAGCUGAGUCAACAGACUGGAUGUUUAUCAGUGAGGCAGCCAGGUGCGGUGACGUGCUAGGUCUGCUACGGGCUCUUGCAGCAGGCGCUGACAUUAAUGGUUCCCGCAAUGGCACCACUGCAUUGCAUGUUGCUACCAGAAAUGGCCAAACUGCCGCCGUCGAAUUUCUUUUGCUGAAUGGUGCGAAAAUCAAUGUACUCGAUGACAAACUAAACACUCCUCUUCAUCUUGCUGCUGCGGAGGGAAACACAUGGCAAGUGUGUCAAUUGUUAAAACGAGGUGCUGAUAAGUCGCUGAAGAACGCUGAUGGUGUGACUCCUUUGGAAAUUGCAGUUGAGGGCAAACAUGCAGAUAUCGUCACAUUAUUUCGUGUACACACAAUGCGAGACGAGUUCAAUGAAGAAUUUAACAAUCCCAUGGAUGACACCGUCGAUAGCGUAAUUUCUGACAUUACUCGAAAAGCUGCCAUUAGUCAAUGA